Chiloscyllium plagiosum (whitespotted bambooshark) is the source of this 1626-nucleotide messenger RNA. Lineage: Eukaryota; Metazoa; Chordata; Chondrichthyes; Orectolobiformes; Hemiscylliidae. The record is from RefSeq and is a predicted model, not a curated record.
CCUGCCAUCGCUGCUGCUUCUACUGAAGCUGCCACCUCCGAUCUCCUCCUGCUGCUUCCAGAACAUUCCCUGGGACCCGAUUGCCAGGGAUCUCAUUAACAUUCCAAUCAUGGCUAUCUCACUGGGCAGGGACACAGCUCCUCUCAUUUGGGUGACAAUCCUGCCAUUUGCCAGGUUCUGAGUCCCACUUGCUGUGUGUUUCCAUUGCCAUUCAUUGCCGGCUUCCUGCUGCACUCACCACUGAACAUGAUUCAAGGGACUGUGGGAUAUCAGUUCCAAAACUGGGCCAACACCUACAGCUGCAAGCCAGAGUUCUACUUUGAACCAGCCUCCGUGGAGGAAGUCCGACAGGUUCUAGAGCUUGCCAAACAGCGCAAUAAGCGAGUGAAGAUCGUGGGCUGUGGACAUUCACCCUCUGACAUUGCGUGUACUGAUGAUUACCUCAUCAGGCUCAACAAGCUUAACCGGCUUCUCCAGGUGGAUACAAAGAAAAAGCAGGUGAUGGUCGAGGCAGGGAUGGUGUUGGCUGAUUUGAAUGAAGAAUUAGCCAAGCUGGGAUUGGCUCUGUCCAAUAUCGGUGCUGUGUCUGAUGUAACUGUUGGUGGCGUGAUUGGAACUGGCACCCACAAUACUGGCAUUCAGCAUGGCAUUCUGGCUACACAGGUCGUGGCAAUAACGUUGUUGACAGCAGCAGGGGAUAUGCUCGAAUGUUCUGACACCGUAAACCAUGAGAUAUUCCAGGCAGUCCGUCUGCAUCUCGGUGCCCUGGGAGUGGUGUUAAAUGUUACCAUCCAGUGUGUGCCAGCCUUUAGAAUUCAUCUCCAACAAUUCCCAAAAACCCUCACAGAGGUUCUGAACGAUCUCGACACUCACCUGAAGCAGUCGGAGUAUUUCCGUCUGUUUUGGUUCCCUCACACUGAUAAGGUCACAGUUAGCUAUGCAGACCCUACAGACAAGCCAGUUAAAACCAGUUCCAGUUGGCUGUGGAACUAUGCCAUUGGCUAUUACCUGCUGGAGUUCCUGUUGUGGGUCAGCACCUUCUUCCCUUGCCUGGUGCCCUGGAUUAAUCGUUUCUACUUUUGGCUGGUUUACUCAGCAAAGAUCGAGCAGGUCAAACGCAGUGACAAGGCUUUCAACUUUGACUGUCUCUUCAAGCAACAUGUGUCAGAUUGGUCUAUCCCCAUCAUGCAGAUCAGGCCGGCUCUGGAGCAACUGAAGAACUGGUUGGACAGCAAUCCAAACGUGCAAGCUCAUUUUCCUGUCGAGGUUCGGUUUGCUCGAGCAGAUGACAUCCUGCUCAGUCCCUGUUACAAGCAAGACAGCUGCUUCAUAAACAUUAUCAUGUACAGACCCUAUGGGAAGGAGGUGCCCCGGGAGCAGUAUUGGGCAAUGUACGAGGAGAUCAUGAAGAGGAAUGGUGGAAGACCACACUGGGCGAAGGCACACAGCUGUCUUCGCCAGGACUUUGAGAAGAUGUACCCAGCAUUCCACAAGUUCUGUUCAAUCCGUGAGGAACUGGAUCCUUCCGGGAUGUUCCUUAACAAUUACUUGGAAAAGACCUUCUUCUAAGAGUGUUGAUGCUUCACUCAUUUCUCCAACAGUAAAUAAAGUUGUUGCUGAACUUGU